Messenger RNA from Eriocheir sinensis (Chinese mitten crab), 1512 nucleotides. RefSeq lists its product as uncharacterized. The transcript is spliced from 8 exons. The record is from RefSeq and is a predicted model, not a curated record. Lineage: Eukaryota; Metazoa; Arthropoda; Malacostraca; Decapoda; Varunidae. The annotation marks the transcript as partial.
CGACCCCCUCCCACCUCCCUCCUGCAGGAGUACGUGUCGGUGCUGGAGCGGCAGAUCCGGGACCUUCGUGCGCGCGUGGCCGCUUGCCGCUCGUGCCUCGUGCCGCCGCAGCGCGCCCUGGCGGUGUGCGGCGGCGGGGCGGCGUGGAGAGACUACCGCCACCGCCGCCGCCUCCUCCGCCGCCACGAGAAACGGCGGAGGAAGGAGGAGAAGCGGAGGAGGAAGGAGGAACGGAGGAGAAGUAAGGAGAAGGAGGGAGUAAGCAACACUAGUCCAUCUACCACUACUACUACUUCUACUACUACUACUACGCCUGCUACCACCACCACCACCACCACCACCACGUCACCGCCGCCAAGGGACUCUGACGUGAUCCUGGACUCCCUGUUAGCGGACGUGGCGUACAGUGAGCACCAGGACAACCAAAGAGCGAGGGAGACCCAUCGCAUGAGCACGGAUUUCCGACGCGGGUUCAACCAGAAGAUUUCACGGAUGGACGAGGCGCUCACCCAGUUCACGGACACCCAGGCGGCGUUCUGCAAGGAGCUUCGGGACAACUUGGGAGCGAGGUUGGAAAAGCGCGGACAAGAACUUGAGGCGCUGUCGGACCAGAUCGCUGCGCUGGUGCGGACGACGACCACGCAGAUUACGGCACUGGAGAAGGCAGCGUCCGACCAGAUGUACGCAGGGCAGAGCAGCAUAGAGAAGACGCUGGCUAUCACGCAGGCAAUACGCGACUCGCAGCUCCGCGCUAUACAGAACUACCACAAGCAAACGUUCCUACCCGCCGCCGCCGCUGUCGCUACCAUACUCACGGAACAGGCCUCGGCGCUGACCUCCAUGGGAGUUGAGCUGAUUACAAAGGUUGAGAUGCUGCAGGACGUGUAUCUGACCUAUGCCACGCGCGAAUCGGACGCCCUCAAGAAACUGACGCAGGAAGUGGAAAUGUUCGCCGCGAAGCACAGCAACCUGGCGGCGAGGACACGGGACCACGCCAGGCAGGUCCACCUCGGCGCGGACAGCUUCGUCAGGGAGAUCCAGAACCGCAUGAACAACGUGGUUAAAGAGUUGGUCCUGAUCCGUAUGCAGAGUCAGAACUUCGUGGCCGCUAACAACGACGCCCACAAUGAUAUCUCCUACAGCGUGAACCAGACCCAGGUGGCGGUGGAGACGCUCUCGCAAGGCCUGAAGCAGAGACUAGACAACGCGACGGAACUCCACCAAGACUUCAGGAACGUGUUCAAGAAAGAGACGGACCAUAUAUCGUCCACGGUGGAGGCUGGGAUAAGCGAGGCUCUCUUCUCCAACCACGCAUCGGUGAGCCACGUUGAGGAGGCGGAGCUGGAUACGCGGGUGUUCGUGGGGACGGCCAGGGCGGCUUGGGAGGAGCUCUACCUAUCACAGGAGGCCGAGCUACGGAAGGAAGCAGACUCCCUCACCCACGGCCUUCAGAGUCACACCCACCACACCCAGAACGUCCUAGCGGGCAUGAGGCAACUGCAGAACUCAUGA